This is a messenger RNA of Planococcus citri (citrus mealybug), 1404 nucleotides long. RefSeq lists its product as uncharacterized. The transcript has 2 exons. Bases 172 to 1107 code for a protein of 311 amino acids. NCBI's taxonomy places the organism in Eukaryota, Metazoa, Arthropoda, Insecta, Hemiptera, Pseudococcidae. The record is from RefSeq and is a predicted model, not a curated record.
AUCAAUUUGAAUUUGCUCAUUCGUUGGUGAUUGUAUCCGCCAGAAUAUAUCGAAGCACCUACCUAUUAGUUAUAGGUACCUACCUAUCUACUUAUCAGUUUGUGUUUUAUCAAAAGUGAUUAUUUUUUGUAAAAUAUUUGACGUUUCUAAUUUUUUGAUGUUCACUGAUAAAUGUUCGAUAAACUAUUGUACAGGAUCCGAGAAAUUAUGAAAUUAGUCAUGAAAGCAGUGAUCCUAAUAAUGACAUUAGUUUCGGCAAGGGCUUAUGUUGAAACAGUUUUUGAAGAAAACUCCCUCAAAAUGGUUUCUAUCAAUUUCCAAGAAGACGCGAUUUUUCCAGUCACCUCGACCUUGCUUUAUUCGAAAACAUCUGCGAUUCUGUUCGAUGCUCAGUUCAGCCUGAAAGAGGCCGAAAAACUGGUCAACAUUAUAAAAGAGACCCAAACAACCCCGACUUCAAUCAUCAUCACUUGCGGAGACCCAGACUAUUACUUCGGGCUCGAAGCUAUCGUAAAAGCUUACUCAUCUGUACGAGUAGAAAUACUAGCAUCUUCCAAGGUGGUAAACCACAUCAAUCAAACCAAAGACGCUAAACUGAAAACCUGGGCUCCGCAACUAGGGAAUACAGCACCGGAUAAAUUAUAUGUGCCUAAACCUAUCGACACACUUACAUUUUAUUUUGAUAAUACGAAACAGAUACAGAUGAUGGAAAUAGAUUCUUACGCAGCUUACGUAUGGAUACCUGAAAAUAAAAUUAUUCUCGGUGGCGUUGGUAUCUCUUGGAAUAUUCACGUCUGGGCUGCUGACACGCAGACUCUCGAAAUGCGUUUGAAUUGGCGUCAAGUGCUUCAAAAAAUGAUUGAACUUCAACCCAAGAGUGUCAUUCCUGGGCAUUUUAUCGGAGAACGACCGUUGGUUGGAGAUGAAGCCAUCAGGUUUACGCUCAGGUAUUUGGAAUCUUUGGAAGAAGUAUUGAAGCAAAAUAAUUACGAGAAUUCUGCUGCUGUGAUAAGUUCUAUGAAGGCUAAGUAUCCUAAUCUUGGCGAGGAAAGUAAUUUGGAGCUUAGUGCCAAAGUUCUUACCGGGGAAAUGACAUUUUCAAAAUGAGAAAAAUUAUUUUAAGGAGUUGGGACCAGUUGGAGUGAAGUGUGGGCGUGAGUAUUGCAAUGUAGGCUAAGUAAAAAUAGGUAUAAAUAGGCACAUAUUUAUGUUCAUAAUCGUAAUAGUAUAUUACUUAACAAGUAGGGCAAUUAGUGUACGAAUAGGUACCAACGAGGCGUGGAUGUUGCUGCCCGAGCCGCAGGCGAGUACCGUAGGUAACCCACACGAGUUGGUGUUAACGCACUUCUGGCUAAGUAAUAUAUUUUACUUGAUUACUCUAUAAAUAAAAAGUGUAUCAGUAUC